CCGCGAACAUUUUUGAGGUAUUUCCGCAGCGGAGGUGAAGAAAGCUGGUUCGGAGAGGACACCGAGAAGGAGGAACCGCAUACCCCAGACAAACGAUCCGCAUUGGCCAGACAAAGGACCCCUGCGCAGCCCUCCCAGCACAGAGCAAAAUGAAAAUCGUCUCGAUCGUCCUAUCCCUGCUGCUCCUAUUCUUCAUCAACCUGUUCUUCGUCAAGUCCAUAUACAAAAAUGAGCAAAGUUACAACGUGCCGCUCAAUGUCCUCUUCAGCAAGGGGAAGCACAUACGGAAGAGACUAUGCAAUGAGUGUUUUUUUAAAAAUGAAAUCAAUAUGAUUUAUAACAGUUGCCGUGCGUUGGAGAGUGUAAACUAUAAUAACUUUAACCGAAGCAAAAUUUUUUACUUUGUGAAAGAGUCUCCUAAGAUGCUGAAGAGAUACGUUAGCUUGAGAUCUGCUUCCACCCUUUCGGAGGUGUUUUCUGUUCGCUUCCUGACGACGUUCCUUUCGGAGAGGGCGUCUCUGCUGACGAACUGGUUCUACCUACUGGAGGGCACCUACAUAAAGAAUAAUAUCCUGCGCGGCUUGGUGGGCUUCUUCGGCACCCUCGUGCUGCGCUUCCUGGUGGUGUACCUCGUGCAGCUGGCCGCGUCGUUCUUCCUGUUCCACUACGUCAACAUGGUGUCGCAAAAGACGCAGGCGUACAUUUUAGAAGUGAGUGGGUCCAACUACGUCUCCAGGGUGAUCGGCUUCUUCCAACUGAACCUCGUGAAUUAUUACCUGAACGUGUCUGGCGAGUUUGUUCAGGCGAUCCUCAUACGAGCGCUCUUCAAUCAGUAUGAAGGGCACCUGGUCAAGACCAUCAUCUAUAACAGCUCGGAUUACUACAUAAACACCAAGCUGACGAAUAAGUAUGAGCUGCUGUACCAGUGCACCAAGAAGUUCGUGCUGACGCGCAUCAACAAGCUGAGUCUCUUCACCUUCAAUUACCUGCGCUACUUCGUGCUCACCAACUUGUUCUUUAAGAUUUCCGGCGGCACCUACAACAAAUUUUCGCCGAGCGACGUGAAGAUGCCGGGCGUGUACUCCAACCCGAGGAAGAGCCUGAACAAGGACAUGAAGUACGCCACCAAGAAGGAAAUACAAGUGCUGCGGAGCUUCUGCAAAGAAACGGGCUGCCACACAUGCGGAGUCAGUUGCCACGACAGGUUCAUAGGGGACCACCAACCACCUGUACAAGUCAUAAAGGAUAUGGUAGAUUAUUACAAAAAAAAAAAACUCCUUAGAUCUCUCCUCAAAUUUUUUAAGCUAUAUGAUACCAAGCAGAGGUUAUAUCCCCAGUGUGUCCGCUGCUCCCAGUUACAGUCAGCUUCUGUGCGGUGCAAAAAGCUGCGGCUCAUUCCGCACUACAAUACGGUUCGCCUUUUCCAUGCCUCCUCCGUUUUUCACUUGGCGCUCAAGAUGCUUCUUCUAACCCAGUGGAAUAAGAUAGUUUUUUGGGACGGUGACAAUGUGCGCUGA
This is a messenger RNA of Plasmodium vivax (malaria parasite P. vivax), 1517 nucleotides long. RefSeq lists its product as hypothetical. The coding region runs from base 150 to 1517 and encodes 455 amino acids. The record is from RefSeq and is a predicted model, not a curated record. Lineage: Eukaryota; Apicomplexa; Aconoidasida; Haemosporida; Plasmodiidae. The transcript is spliced from 3 exons.